This is a messenger RNA of Penicillium alfredii, 1557 nucleotides long. RefSeq names its product U4/U6-U5 snRNP complex subunit PRP31. NCBI's taxonomy places the organism in Eukaryota, Fungi, Ascomycota, Eurotiomycetes, Eurotiales, Aspergillaceae. Gene Ontology annotation, cellular component: precatalytic spliceosome; U4/U6 x U5 tri-snRNP complex; U4 snRNP. Gene Ontology annotation, biological process: mRNA splicing, via spliceosome; spliceosomal tri-snRNP complex assembly. The record is from RefSeq and is a predicted model, not a curated record. The coding region runs from base 1 to 1557 and encodes 518 amino acids. The transcript has a single exon.
AUGUCUACGGCCGAAGAACUUUUGCGCGAUUUCGAAGAAGACGAGGACUUCGAGGCUGGUGAUGCGGGAGAGGGAAUCGAACAAAAGCCCGAGGAAGAGGAAGCUCCAAAGGAAGGCCUAGAGCCAUCCAACGAAUUCGAUCUAUCUAUUUCCACUGCGGAUGAACUGACUCGGUUACAUAAAUCCUUGCGCGAUCAUUAUUCCAUCCGAUUCCCCGAACUAGAGACGCUGGUCACAAGUCCGAUCAACUACGCCAAGACAGUUGCCAUUCUCCAAAAUGGCCCGCUCAACGACAUCAAAGCUCUGUCGUCGUCACCUAACAACAUGGUCGGCGCACCACUAAAGUCAGUCCUAGAUGGCCCUUCCUUGAUGGUGGUGGCGGUUGAAGGAACAACGACGCGAGGCCGUGAGAUGACCGAGGCCGAGCUCAAGGCGGUUCUCGACACAUGUCAAAGAAUCUUGACGCUGGAUCGCGAACGCACGACUCUUACGGAAAGUAUUCAGUCUCGCAUGAACCAAAUCGCUCCGAACCUGGCGGCACUCGUCGGCCCGCAAACAGCGGCCCAGUUCCUCAAUCAGUCGGGCGGGUUGCGCGAGCUAGCCAAGAUUCCGGCCUGCAACUUGGGGGCACAGGGGUCGAGAAGACAGGAAGGGUUGGGGCUUGCGACCAAUAUCGGCAUCCGGUCACAAGGGUUUCUGUACGACUCACCAAUGAUUCAGGAGGUCCCCAACGAUCUGAAAAAGCAAGCUAUCCGCAUCGUUUCGGCAAAAAUGGUACUCGCGACUCGUGCGGAUGUCGCCAAUUACAGCAAGGAUGGCAGCCUCGGCGAGGAUCUGAAGCAACAGUGCUUCCAGCGGCUGGAGAAACUCACCGAGCCCCCACCAAAUUCGGGCGCCAAGGCCCUUCCCGCACCGGACGACAAACCUUCUCGAAAGCGAGGUGGAUGGCGUGCACGUAAGGCCAAGGAGGCGGUCGCCAUGACCGAACUCCGCAAAGCACAAAACCGGGUUGCUUUUGGUAAGGAGGAAUCGGAGGUGGGAUAUGGCACAGGCCAAGGAACCGUGGGUCUGGGUAUGCUGGGUCAGCAAAACGAUGGCCGCAUUCGAGCAACCCAGAUCGAUCAGCGGACCCGUGCCAGACUCAGCAAAAACAACAAGGGCUGGGGCGCAGCCACUCCUGUCAGUGGCACGGCCUCUUCCCUCCGUGGUUUCGGCCAAGGCGCAGGUGGCACCACUAGCGUACUUCAAGCUAAGGGUCUCCGGACCUCAGGCGUUGGUCCAUCUUUGUCGGGGACUGCCGGCACUGCCAGUACCAUUGCAUUUACGCCUGUACAGGGCCUGGAGCUAGUCGACCCGAAGGUGCAAGCCGAACUGACUCGCAAGCGCAAGGCCGAGGAAGACCGGUGGUUUAAUUCCGGUACUUUCACCCAAGUUGGUGGUCAAACCAGCACCACUUCACAGGGGGAGCAGAACGGCGGCUUCAAAGUCCCUGCUCUCCCGUCCAACAAGAAGGUCGACACAGGCGAGGGCAAGAUGGGACCACCUCCCAAGCGAUAG